Pelagomonas calceolata is the source of this 2218-nucleotide messenger RNA. NCBI's taxonomy places the organism in Eukaryota, Pelagophyceae, Pelagomonadales, Pelagomonadaceae. The record is from the annotation of a GenBank genome assembly.
GGGCAAAACAACAGCUCUUAGUGCUUCCAUAUCUACGAUCAUUGGUCGUAGGUCGUGUAGUAGCAACGCAUAGCUGCCAGCCUCACGUCACGAAGCGAAACGUCACGAAGCGAAACGAACGCAUGCGGCUCAUGGCGCUCCUCCAAGCAGCCUAUGCUCUCCGAAGAAGCGCUGCUCUCCGGACGCGGCGCGUCGGCAUCCGUGCGGCGACGACGACGCUGCGCGCGACGCCCGACGAGUGGGCGCUCCCGCCGGGCUGGGCCGCAACUCUGAAAGAGGAAUGUGCGAGCGACCGGCACCGGCAGCUCCGAGCGUUUGUGGAGGCAGAAAGAGCAAAGCACGAGGUCUACCCGCCGCCCGGGGACACGCUCGCGGCGCUGCGCGCCGUCGAUUUGGGGGAUGUCGAGGUCGUCGUCGUCGGCCAGGACCCGUACCACGGGCCCGGCCAGGCGCACGGCCUGUGCUUUUCCGUAGCGGAUCUGUCGCGGUGCGUCUUCCCGCCGUCGCUGCGGAACGUCCUCCGCGAAGCGUCCCGAACAACGGAACAGUGGCCCGAGCACCCCGACCCCGCGAAGCGCGGCGACUUGAGUAGAUGGGCUUCUUCACAAGGUGUGCUCCUCCUCAACUCCGUGCUGACGGUGCGACGCGGCGCGGCCAACUCCCACGCCAAUCAAGGCUGGGAGGAGUUCACGGACGCCGUCGUGAAGGCCGUCGCGGAACGAGAGCGAGGUGUCGUGUUUGCGCUGUGGGGCAAUUCUGCGAAACGGAAAGUCUCCAAUAACUUGGGUGGGCAGCACCGCGUCGUUGCUACCUCGCACCCGUCUCCAUUAUCGGCGGCCAAGGGCCGCGACGCCUUCAUGGGCUCGGACUGCUUCUCGCGGAUCAAUACUCAUUUAACGGAGCUGGGCCGGCGGCCGGUGCGUGGACCAGCGUAAAAGAGACGGGAGAAGCUGCAGUGGCGGCCGCGCUUGACUUCCAACUUACCAUAUACUUUUGUAUAAGCGGCCCGGGCAAGUCAAUCGGCCGCACACUUUCUCCCACCGAAAGGAGAGACCGCCUUCGCUCGCCGACGCACGCGCGCAUGGUGGGAUCUCUCGUUUUCCCACCAUCGCACACACAGGUCGACUGGCGGCUUUACGUCGAGGGCGAGGAGGAGGCCGACGCCGCGGCGCUCCUCGCGGACGUGUUUGGCGGUGAUGCAGCGGAGGACGCCGACGAGGCCGCGGCGGCGCCGGCUUGCGGGUGGCCCCGCUUCGAGGCUUCGCUGCAGGCGCUCCGGGACGCGGCGGGGGAGGACGCGCCGGCGCCGGCGCGCGAUGAGGCGGAGCGGUUCGCGGCGCUCGUGCGCAUCCUCGUCUGUUGCCCGCGUGGAAUCACUUAGCGGUCCGCCGGCGUGACGUCGUCGAGCAGACGCAGUUACGGGGACAACGUCGCGUCGAUGGCGUACGCGGUCGAGGCAAUGGUCUCAACACAGGUCGCGCCGCGCACGCCGAGCGCAAUUGUGGACGCGGCGGUCGAAGCCUUAGGACCGACGACGGCGGCGGAGUUCGCGUCGCGCGCCGAGGACGACGUCGAGGCUACAUUGCGGGAGUGCCAGGUAGCGUUUCCCCUGCAGAAGGCCAAGUAUCUCGUGGGCGCGGCGGAGGGGUGCGCGGGCGACUUCGGCGGCGACGUUCCCAGGCGGCCGCGGGACAUGAGGAAACUGCCCGGGGUCGGCGAGAAGGGUGCCGCGCAGCUCUGCGUGAGCGCGUGGGACUGCGAUGAUGCGGGGAUUGUCGUGGGCACGAGUACGCACCGCGCGUGCAACGCGCUCGGCUGGGUUGAGACUUCAACACCAACGGAGACGAAGAAGGCCCUCGAGGCGUGGCUGCCGCGCGACCUCUGGCGCCAGCUUCCCGUACUGGUAGGGGCGCACGUCGCGGCGCCGGCGCCGGCCGUCUCCGACCCGCUCCUCGGCCGCGGCGUCGCCGUGUUCCUCCCGCCGGGCCACCGCGACCGCGACGCCGUCGUCGCCGCGUGCGCGGCGCUCGGAGGCGGCGGCGGCGCGCGCGAGUACCGCAUCCACCGGUCGAAGUUCGACGCCGACGCGCCCGAUGAAUUAAUAGCGAGCGCGCGCGUGGACUCGUACGGCGCCGUCGAGGCCGUCGUCGAGGACCUCCGUGCGCGGCGCAUUUCCUGCUACGCGCGGCGCGUCGUCGACGACGAUGUUGUUGUGUAG